CUGUACGGGGAAAGCGGCGGGCGUCUCCACCCACUGGCCGCCCACCAAGCCGCCCCGGCGCACUAGGGCAGCGGGCAGCACCGAGCUGCCGCGCCGCGCCGCCACCAAACCUGGGGGUAAAGGGGGCAGAAGGAGGAGGCGGCGGCGGGCGACAGCGGCCAGCGAUGGCAAGAGGCUCGCCAUGAUCGCGCACCGCCGACAGGCGCGGAGCGCUGACCGAGCCCUCCCGCGCCGCCCCGAAGGAGGAGCCGUGGAGGGGCCGGGCCAGAAGUGGAGGAUUGGAGUUUUUCGUCUGUGCUUACAACAGUGUGGGGCUAUUGGUAGCCUCCGCUUCCCCAUCCCGAGCGAGAUGCUGCUCCGGAGGGAGAGGAAGGACUUGGCAUUUCGUGGCUUUACUUCAGCGGCACUGGACGGCGGGAGGCUGGGCUUGAAGUGGGCCGGUGGCCCCCGCCUCCGACCGCUGGACUCCAUGGCACCGGCGGUCAGUGCCUGCAGGGAGCCGCACGAAGCCGGAGCCCAAUGCCACCAUCUAGCUAGGGACUAAUACGUCUGUCCUACGUGUGCCAGCCUUGCCCACAGACUGAGCAGUGAUCGGGCACCGCGGCCAGGACAGGUUUGCGUGGCGGAUGGUUGGGAGCCACGGCGUGUCCAGGCUCUGCAUUAAGACAGACAUCCGCAGCAAUAGGUACGGCAGGACUACGCUCAUCAUUUCUACCUGUGCUUUCAGUUUGUAUCGUAUGACCCAAACUUAAGUUUGCAAUUCCCUAUCAGCUCGACAAAGUUUAUGCAUUUGUGUUGCUUACAGCUCAGGAGCUACUCUGUUUGUACCAUAUGCUGCUUUGGCAAUUGGCUUUAAUCUCUGGUGAAGUCUGGCAUAGCUGUUUUAAGGCAAGAACACCGUGAUCUGAAGGGAUGCUCUGCUGCGGAUUUUUAUGUUAGCAGAACCCUGGCUGCUGCAGACGGAGAUACUAAAGUUCAAAAGAGGAGAAUACCUCUAAGUUACUUCUUUUUUAUAUUUGAGGUAAAGACUAGUACGAUGUAGCCUUUCAAACGCAGCAGUCGCUCACUUGCUGUGUCAGCAAUAUGCGUGAAAGAAAAGACAUGCUCCGUAACCUGGAUUUCAAAGGUCACAGUGCUACUGCUCCAGCAGUUGAAGCCAGCGUCAUGGCUGAUUGGAAGGUGUUUGUUUUGCUGCUUACGCUCUACUGUUUCUGUCAGAGAGGGAUCCCAUGUGGAAUUUCAACGCAUAUUGAAAUAGCACAUAGAGCCCUGGAAUUUUUCAUAUAUGAAGGGAGUGUUAAUUAUAGACAGUUGUUAUUAAAUCACCAAGAUGCAUUUCAGGCUGGGAGCACUUACCCUGAUGCCUUUUACCCUCCAAUUUGCAAAGGCGGAAUAUUCCAUGAUGUGUCUGAGGACACUCACUGGUCACCAUUUCUCAGUACAAGCAUCCAGUACAUCAAAAGGAAUUACCCUCAGCCUUGGGAAGAGGCUACAGAGAAGCUGGUGGCUUUCCUGUUUGGAAUUGCCUCUCAUAUGGUGGCAGAUGUUAGCUGGCAUAGCCUGGGCAUCGACCAAGGAUUUUUAAAGGCCAUGGGAGAAAUUGAUUUUCGUGGUUCAUACUCAGAAGCUCACAAAGCUGGUGAUUUUGGAGGAGAUGUACUGAGUCAGUUUGAGCUAGACUUCAGUUAUCUGGCAUCAAGUUGGUAUGUUCCUGUCAAAGACCUAGCAGCCAUCUACAAGGAAUUUUAUAAAAGAGAGGUCAUAACUGAAAGCACAAUUACUGACUGUACUUACUUGCUGUUUCUUGAACUGCAUGGAGAAAGGCUUGCUGUUGCCAAGCUUUUCCCAACCUAUGCCCGUAAAUCUCCAUUUCUGGUGGAGAAGUUCCAUGAGUAUUUCCUGGGAGGAAUGGAUGACAUGGCUUUCUGGACAAACAACAUUUUUGAGCUGACGAGCUACAUGCUAGAGGAGGGAACCAGUGGCUGCUUCCUGCCUGAGAACCCUCUGUUUAUAAACUGCACAAGGGAGCAUGAGGAACGCCACAUGAGCAGACAAUCAAAACAUGACUAUCGAAAGAAUGAAACUUCUGUGCUUACAAAAACACUUGAAAAGAACCUAACUUAUACAGAGAGAGGAGUUCACUUCAACAUACAAUCUUGGGCAGCAAAUUCACUCCAUUUGAUAAACCAGGCUUUUGCAUCCAAAGUCUGGGGAGCGUUAGCAGCUACACAUCAGGAAUCUUCUAAGCACAUCUCCAAGCCUGUAGCUUCAUAUUUUCUGACUUCACCCUAUGCUAGACUUGGAUGGGCAAUGAUCUCAGCUGACCUAAACCAGGAUGGAUACGAAGAUCUGGUAGUUGGAGCACCAGGGUACAGCACACUGGGCCAUGUUCAGAUAGGACAAGUGUAUGUGGUCUAUGGCACCCAGUCAGGUUUGCCACCAGAGGACAUGGAUCUAGAUGGGAAAGCUGACCAAGUACUACAGGGUCAUCAGCCUUCAGGAAGAUUUGGUUCUGCCUUGGCAGUCCUUGACUUCAAUGAGGAUGGAGUACCAGAUCUGGCAGUUGGAGCACCUUCUGUGGGAUCUCAGUUUCUUACGUACAAAGGUGCUGUGUAUGUCUAUUUUGGCACUGUGGGAAGAGGCUUGGCAUCUCAACCGAAUGUUACCAUAACUUGUCAGUACUCCUACUGUAACCUUGGCUGGUCCCUGCUGGCAGCUGAUGUUGAUGGAGAUGGAAAUGCUGAUCUGGUUGUGGGCUCUCCAUAUGCACCUGGUGGUGGGCAGCAGAGAGGGUUUGUGGUUGCAUUUUACUCCUAUUACAACAGGAGUGACCAAGGACUUCUGUCAGUACAGGAUGCCAACUGGAUAGUGAAGGGAGAAGAGAACUAUGCUUGGUUUGGAUUUUCACUUGCCAGCUGCCAGCUGGAGAACAUAACCUUACUGCUGAUUGGUAGCCCAACCUGGAAGAAUUGUACUGGUCCAAGCUGCAAGCUCGCCUCAUCAGAUGUCAGCCAGAGCGUGGGGAAGGUGUAUGGGUAUAACCCACCAAGCACAGAGCACUGGUUUGCAGUAGCUGGGGACAAGGCGCUGGGCAGAAUGGGCUUGUCUCUGGCCAGUGGCGUCAUGUCUGUGGCUGGGACCACGAGGACAGUUUUGGUUGUGGGUGCACCUACUACAGAUAGCCUAUCUAGGAUUUCACUUAUAUCCUCAGUGCUGCAUCAAGCUGGUCUGGCCCUGGUGUAUGAUCUGACAGACAGCACCAAGCCAUCUCUGCUCAGCACAUUCAGUGGGGACAGGAGGUUUUCUCGCUUUGGAGGAAGUGUAUACUUAAAUGACCUGGAUAAUGAUGGACUCGAUGAAAUGAUCGUGACAUCCCCGCUGCGAACUAAGGAUAUCUCAGUUCUGUUUGGGAGUGCUGCUGGCCGUGUUUACAUUUACAAUGGAAACCAGACAGCCUCAGGGAAUGUGACAGGUCACUGCAAAUCAUGGUCAUCUCCCUGUCCUGAGGACUGGGCACAGUAUGUCCUGAUAUCUCCUGAGGAACUAUCAAGAUUUGGGAGUUCUGUAAUUACUGUGAAAUCUGGAAGAAAGAAAGAAAUUGUAGUAGCAGCAGAGAGAAGUUCGGUGAAAGCUCGACUUGGUGGAAGACUUUUUGUCUACUCACUCUAAAGGUCAUGGUAGCCUUUAAAACCAAGACACAGCUGGUCUUUUAGUGAAGAAUCUCUGUAGAAUCUGUGAUACAUUCCUUAACCCAAACAAACCAGCAGACAACAGAAUUUUUAAUAGAUGUUCCAGAUGGACAGAUAAAGUCCUAGAUAGCAUUAAUGGAGGGAUAGUCACUUUUUUUAAGCGAAGGAGAAUAUGAACAUUGUCAGAGGCUUUGACUUAUAAACCAACCAAAGGUUUGUCAGUCACACAAAAGCACAAGUCAGUUCUGUUAUGAGCAGUAGUACCUUUAACCUGGAACAAGCAAGCUGGUCUCAAAACCUUUUAAUGGCUGAAAUGAGCUAGCUUUUGGUAGCAAUAUAUUUGGCUGUGUAAGGUAUGUUCAGUGGUCAGCUUCUUUAGAGGUCAGAUUUUAAUAUUUUCUUGACAAACCUAUGGAAGAAUAUCAUAUAAUUUACAACUCCUUGUAUAAUGUGAUACAGACAGGGACUCCUCUAAGUUAUCCAAAGCUACUGUCAAAGUAAUUAGCAUGGAGAAAGAGAUUCCUCUAAGCCAAACAGAAAGGCGAGUGCCAAUCACAAGGACUGCUGCUCUCUCUAGCAAGUCUGGAGGCCUGCGUUCAGGGUGCAGAACAGCUGGAAUCUCCCAAGGAGAAAGCACAAGACUAAGUCUUAGGAAAUGCUUUUGCACUUGUGCUCAAGGCUACUCUUGACAUCCUGUCUUUGUUUUUUCAUAGACAUUUUCAUGACCGUGGUAAUUCAGAAUUAUUAACAGUAUUGUAAUCAUCUCAUUAAUUUUGUAUGAUGCAGGUUUAACAUGUGCAUCAAUUAUCUAUUAAACAACUUACGCAGCAA
Messenger RNA from Pogoniulus pusillus (Red-fronted tinkerbird), 4520 nucleotides. RefSeq names its product glycosylphosphatidylinositol specific phospholipase D1 (gene GPLD1). The record is from RefSeq and is a predicted model, not a curated record. The coding region runs from base 1084 to 3669 and encodes 861 amino acids. Lineage: Eukaryota; Metazoa; Chordata; Aves; Piciformes; Lybiidae. Gene Ontology annotation, molecular function: GPI anchor phospholipase D activity. The transcript has 25 exons. Gene Ontology annotation, cellular component: extracellular region; extracellular matrix.